AUGGCGGACGAAGAAACAACCUUGGGUAAACGCGUCAGAGAACAAGCUGAAGAAGAAGAGCAAACUGCUGAGUCGCAAGAUCAUGAAGUUGAUAUUGGACCUGUUCCACCGUCACUCGAUCAAUUGCCAAAAAAGAAAAAGCGAACUUUAGCUCAUGAAAAACUUUAUCUGGGCCAUUUGCCUUCAGCUGAUAUGUACGAAAGGAGUUACAUGCAUCGAGAUGUGUUGAAUUUCGUGCAUAUCACAAAGACCGAUUUUAUUAUUACCACAUCGGUUGAUGGGCAUUUGAAAUUCUGGAAAAAAACGGAAAGAGGAAUUGAAUUUGUUAAGCAUUUCCGAUCGCAUCUAGGGAAUAUCACGGGUAUAAGCGUAUCUUCAGAUGGUCUAUUACUGGCGACCAUUGCCGUCGAUAAGGCCCUGAAAGUAUACGACGUGAUAAAUUUCGAUAUGAUUAAUGUGGUCAAAUUGGAUUAUAUUCCAAAUAGUGUCUGUUGGGUUCAUAAACGAGGGCAGGCUCAAGCAUUAGUUGCAUGUGCAGAUCAGGACUCCGGGAAUAUAUUUAUCUAUGACGGUCGAGGUGACGGAAAUCCAUUGCACACACUACCGAAAAUGCAUUCACAUCCAGUGCAAAUUAUGGCAUAUAAUGAGAAAUAUCAUUGUGUUGUAUCAACAGAUAUAUCUGGUAUGGUCGAAUAUUGGGAACCAGAAAGUCCAUUCGAAUUGCCAAAGAACCUGGCUUUCAAAUUCAAAUCCGAUACAGAUUUAUACGAAUUUAAAAAAGCACAAACAUCACCGAAUUCGCUUGUAUUCUCGCCUGAAUACACCCACUUUGUCACGAUGAGUGUUAGUGAUCGGCAAGUGCGCGUGUUUAAAUUUCUGACAGGAAAACUUACGCGUAAAUACGAUGAAUCAUUGACGGUCAUAAGUGAAAUGCAACAGGCUGGUACUUCUAUAUUUAAAUUGGAUGAUAUGGAAUUUGGACGUCGACUAGCCGUCGAAAGAGAAUUGGAAAAAUCGCCACAAUCAGCCACAAUGAAUGCAGUGUUCGAUGAGAGUGGGAAUUUCAUUAUUUAUCCUACAAUGUUGGGAAUUAAAGUUGUUAAUCUCCACACCAAUAAAGUUGUGAGACUCAUUGGAAAGACAGAAACACAUCGAUACCUAAAUAUGUCGUUAUAUCAGGGUGCGCCAAAGAAGAAAGCUGUCGUUACUUUGGAAAUGGCUACAUCAGAUAAUCCUUUGAUGAAAGAAAGUGAGUCGACCGAUCCAACAUUAUUUUGCACCGCAUUCAAAAGAAACAGAUUCUUUAUGUUCACAACACGAGAACCUGAUGCCCAAGACUCACAUAAAGGUGAUCGUGACGUAUUUAACGAAAAACCUUCACGUGAAGAACAAACAGUAGCCAGCGCCCAACCUACAAAGCAGAAACUGGGCAACAAUGCGAUUCUGCGUACCACAGCUGGCGACAUUCAUAUUCGCUUGUUCCCGGAAUAUGCGUCAAAAACAGUCGAGAAUUUUGUGACGCAUGCGAAAAGUGGGUAUUAUAAUAAUGUCAUUUUUCAUCGGGUGAUUAAAGGAUUUAUGAUACAGACUGGGGAUCCUCUCGGUGAUGGAACGGGUGGUGAAUCCAUAUGGGGUACAGAUUUCGAGGACGAAUUUCACAGGGAUCUGCGUCACGAUCGUCCGUACACUGUUAGUAUGGCAAAUGCAGGUCCUAACACAAAUGGAUCACAGUUCUUUAUAACUGUAGUGCCUACGCCCUGGCUAAACAACAAACACACAAUCUUUGGUCGUGCUACCGCCGGGAUUGACGUGAUUCUCGCAAUAGAAAAUGCAAAGACCGAUAAAAUGGAUAAACCGUACGAGGAUAUCCAUAUUAUAAACAUUGAGAUACGAUGA
This is a messenger RNA of Ambispora gerdemannii, 1896 nucleotides long. The record is from the annotation of a GenBank genome assembly. Lineage: Eukaryota; Fungi; Glomeromycota; Glomeromycetes; Archaeosporales; Ambisporaceae.